AUGGUCUCUACCAAUCAGGGGAUGCCAUGGAGUACCAAGCGUUUGCCGGCCAGUCGCAGCCGAAAGAAGAAGAAGCAGACGACGCGCCAAGAUCAUGACGCCGCCGUCGGAGAGAAUGUCCGUGAGGAGGCCCUACGAUCUCCUCAGCCUCAGUCUGUCGGCAACCAGAGGUGUUCAACUCCAGGGCCGCCUGCUGCUCCCCUGAACUCUUUCUCUCCUCAGACCGGUCUUUCUGAGGGUCGACCCCACGACCAGAGACAGGGCGCAGCGCGUGGAACACGCAGCUCGGCUCGCAAGGACCUGGUCUCCGCUUUCCCUUGGGAGGCCCUCGACAUAGACAAGCUCAAGUCGACAACCACCACGACCACUCUUACUGCGACGCAAAUAGCAAACCCAGCCCUAAACACCACCACCACCCCAAGUAGGAGCUCCCCAGUUCAAAGUCCAAGCAGUAAAGGUCAGCAGCAGACCCAAGAUAAGGCUGCGGACCUGAGUCCCUCCCUCCGCAUUAUGUCCCGAAAUCGGCCUCGAGGCCCUCCAGUCCCCAGGGACAAUGGCCUCGCAGCCAAUGAGGAGACUGAUAUGUGGAACAAGAUUCUACAAGAUCUGCGCAAGGCCAAAGAGAAGAACGACAAGCAAAAGGUCUUGGCCGAGCAGAUAGCGACGCUGAAUGAGAAGAUCGGCCGAGAGGGCGGGAAGCCUACUUUAAACGAGCAUAAUCAACUGGACAGCCUUUACAGGCAGAUGGCGAAGUUAUGCGAGGAGGAAAGAGCUAUCCUCCAAGACGAGCCUAGUGAUGUGAUCAAGAACCUCGGUCUUCUGACAGCCCUUCGCCAGGCAUCAGAAGCCGAGGCGCCGCAGAACCGGGCUGCAUCUCUCUCCAAGUCACGGAAGAAGCGAAAUGAGAUGGACGGCUCGGCUACCGACUCGCCGGGUCCGUCCAAUAACUCGUUGUCGGACAAAGCCAGCCGCGUGAAGGGUGGCAUUCAGCGUAGUACGAGUGUUUCCAGCUCACAGGCCCGCGAGGGCCGGGACCACCCCAUCGUACAAAUCAAGGUAGAAGAAGGGUCCGAGGGCGCGAAGGGCACGCUAGCCGAACGAAACGGGCAUCUGGUGGUUGGGGCGGAAGUCGUCUUCAAGCACAACAAGAACAAGCAAGGUGUCGAAGGCGAGGGCAUUCAAUGCAUUAUCAAAGGCAUCACCGGGGAUGGGCUCAAGAAACGGUAUGAUGUACAGGACCCGGAACCAAACGAAAACGGUGAACAGGGCGCGGUAUACAAAACCGGCGCAGCGUCGCUGAUCCCGAUCCCUCGCAUCGGGUCUACCUUGCCCUCGUUUUCGCUUGGGAAGCAAGUCCUGGCAAGGUAUCCAGACACGACCACUUUCUACCGUGCCGAGGUGAUGGGUGCUAAGAAGGAUGUCUAUCGUCUCAAGUUUGAGGGUGAGGAAGAUGAUAAGGAGAUGGAGGUUGACCGUCGCUUCGUUCUGGACAUUCCCGGAAAGUGAUGCCCCCGUCUCCGUUCCUCUCCUAUCCAGGCCUUUGCUCACGCCCAAGCCUCGAUAUUUGCCAAGCCAGAUGGAAUGGUCCUGAAAGGACGUAGGGAAAAAACGGGGAGAAGUCCGGAAUCGCCUCAGAUGUACGGCGCAGGAAACAAUCUUGAAUAUUGCAAUGAGAGGAAGGGUGAAAUCGGCUGCCAGAUUGUUCGGUUACUUGAUACCCAUUGUUUAGCUAGGUUUUUUAUGAUUUGAUGGAGUUUUAUGACUUUGCAGGGAGUUGGACGUUCUUUUCUUUUUUUUUCCAGUUCUCAGCUUGCUUCGCCUCCAUCUCUUUGUUGUUUAGGAUAAGUCGUUCUAUACUAGGUAGCGGACAAAGGAUCCGUACUGUGGACCAAGGACAAAUGAACGAGGCAGACUCAAUGGA
Molecule: messenger RNA, 1921 nt
Organism: Aspergillus japonicus CBS 114.51
Lineage: Eukaryota; Fungi; Ascomycota; Eurotiomycetes; Eurotiales; Aspergillaceae
Product: SAGA-associated factor 29 family protein
Exons: 4
Coding region: 1-1506 (501 amino acids)
Cellular component (GO): SAGA complex
Source: RefSeq, a predicted model, not a curated record